Molecule: messenger RNA, 1746 nt
Organism: Plectropomus leopardus (leopard coralgrouper)
Lineage: Eukaryota; Metazoa; Chordata; Actinopteri; Perciformes; Serranidae
Source: RefSeq, a predicted model, not a curated record
UAGGAGCCUGGCCUAUGCAGCCAUGCUGAUGUAUGACUACCCUCUAAAGACAGACAUGGAGUCGUCAUUCUACUCUUCGUUAGUGAAAACCCCGGAGCCAUACGGCGUGAUCUUCUCCCAUCCUGCCCACCUCUACCACCCCACGCAAAUGCACGCCUUCACCCAGUCCCACACCCCCAGCAACCCCACACACACCCAGCUGGAGCCAGUGGACCUGUCAGUCAGCAAGCGUUCCUCCUCCACCUCCUCGUCCUCCUCCCCUCCCUGCUCCUCCGCCUCCUCCCCAGCCUCCUCACGCAGCUCCCCGCCUUCCCCCUACAGCACGGCGAGCCGCGCCUCCCCUCGCUGCUCCCCCCCACACUCCCAGCUGCGCUCCUCGCCCUCCCACGCUCUCCCUCCUCCCACUCCUUCACUUCCUUACCCCACCAUGGUGGCUCCACUGAUCAGCUCUGGAUCCGGAGUCAUCCAGGGGUCGGGGGUGAUGGUGUCUCCGGUCAUGGUGCCUCUGUCCGUCCUCUACCCGUCGCCACUCCACCUGCAUCAGCCCAUUAUGGUGAGCCCACCUGUCGCCGGUGAUGACGACCAUCAUCGAAGCAGGGAGCACAAGACAGUUCAUUGUGGCGACGCCCACGACCUGCACAAGCCUAUCAAAACGGAGCCUCGCUCUGAGCUCGCUCAUGACCUCCACAGCAGCCACGAGAUGAAAUCAUCAGUCAUCAGGAUACCACACGAAUACGGGGGCAACAACCCGUCAGUAAUAGUUCAUUCAGGCGCAAAGCAUCCUCUCCCCGCCGAGUCUCCGGACACGCUGAAAAAGCGGCGGAUUCACCGCUGCGACUUCACCGGCUGCAACAAAGUGUACACCAAGAGCUCCCACCUCAAAGCACACCGCAGGACACAUACCGGAGAGAAACCCUACAAGUGCAUGUGGGAAGGCUGCACGUGGAAGUUUGCACGUUCGGACGAGCUGACAAGACACUUCCGCAAGCACACAGGAGUCAAACCGUUCCAGUGCCCUGACUGUGAACGCAGCUUCUCGCGCUCUGACCACCUGGCUUUGCACAAGAAACGCCACCUGCUGGUGUAAAACCACACAGCGGGGGCUACUUCACAGAAACUGGACUGUACCACUUUGACUUGAGGGGGGGGAUUUUAAAAGAGCUGGCCUUGGACUCCAGAUGGGGAGUGGGGGAAUGUUCCUCAGGGUGCAAGUUUUAGACCCUUUCACCUCAUUAGCCUGAAUAUGAGCUGGUGUCAUUGAUCAUCUAACACCUUCCUGUUUGCAGAUUCAUCAUCAGCUCAUUUUGACGUUAUAAUAGAAAUAAGGUUGUUGCACCAGACCUCUGAUCAGCUGUGGAAGGUCCAGACACUUUUUUUUUUCCAAAAAAAAAAAGAGGUUGCAGCAUCUCAGCUGGCCUGAGAGCAGUGCCCUCUUCUGGCCGCAGAACCAAACUGCAUCGUCACUCUCUCAAGCUUCUUUUUUUGCAUCGGCUCUCAUUUUCUCUGCAUGCAUUCAAAGUAAAGAUUGUGUACUCCAACACACACGUUAUUUGCUAGCUAGGCCAAUAUAAUGUGAAACUUUUCAGAAUGUAUCAUAUCACACCCACUGUGCAUCGUGUCACGCAUGCACCAGCUUCCUCUUAUCAGCUACCUGUGACGUAACGCUAACUCCUCCUUCAUGGACCGCCACAUUUAAACACCACACACCUCAUCUGCCUCUACAAGCUUACAUCAUGAAGUGACUUU